CCCCGACCCCAGAUACGGCGUACGGUCAACCAUACGAACACUUCUUGGCGUGUUGCAGUUAUUGGCUGCGCGGUCAUUCUAUUUUCCACGGCCAUGUUUUGUACCUCGGGCCUUUUCUACGUCUACUUCAUGGAGGAUUUCGGCGUCAGCCGCGAAGCCGCUUCGUGGCCAGCCAGCGCAAUGGGCGUGACAGUGAACUGCGCAGGUCUGAUUGUUUCGUGGCUCCAGCGCUUCUUGAGCAUUUUCCAAAUUUCCCUCCUUGGCAGCAUUCUUCUCUGGACAAGUCUCAUGCUCUCAGCAUUUUCGCCUAACGUGGAGAUCAUGACUGUAUUUUUUGGAGCUCUUCACGGCUUGGGAAUCGGCUUUAUGGAGAAUACCAUGGCUGUGACUGUUGCGACCUCGUUCCUGGAACACCGGUCUUUCGCCAUGGGUUUGAAAGAUGGGGGCCGCACCUUGUCCGUUCUUGUUUUUCCCAGCAUCGUAUCCCAUUUAAAUUCAGUAUACGGCGUUCGAAGCACGCUGGCACUGUGUGGAGCGCUGCUCAUGCACGUAACAGCACUAGUGCUAGCGCUACGGCGGCGUACAAUUACGGGACAACCACUUUUUCGCCGUACUAAUAAAGAAAGUCCUUGCGCCGUGAUACCUAGGCCAACAGAAACCAGCCGCCUAUACGAAAAAUCAUUCCAUGGCAAGAAGAGAAGAACAACGGUACGAACGAUCGAUUACAUGUCCUGCAGAAACAUUGAAAGAGCGUCCACACUCGAGGACAAUAAUGUUGUGUUGUCUGGGAGCGCUAAGCCGAUUAUUCAUUGCGAAAUAAACAUAUACUCGGGGAGGAAAGCAGUUCGCGGCGACGCAUCAGCAUCAACAAGUACCAUCUCGGAAGGCAGAAGCAUCAAUCCUGCAGAGCAACUUCGUGCGCACAAAAAAACUGCCUCUCCGACCUCACAAGCACACGAGUGCUUGCGAGCUGUUGCUAAAUGUUGUCGGCCCGCAGCUGUAAGCAUGCCGCUGCAGAAGAAUGCAACGUCUUCGUUGAGAAGCGGCGUUGAACGACUGGCCCAUGAUGAGUAUAAGAAGACUGUGUUUCAGUCGUCAAGGAACGCUGGACUGUUUCUUCUAUUAGCUGACCCAAGGUUUUACCCCCUGGUGUUCCAACAUACAGUGAUGAGCUACUCGUCAAUCAUAUUUCGAUCGGUAACAGUAGACUAUGCGAGGGACAAGGGGGUACCCUUAGGUCACGCCGAGCUGAUGGGAACAUACUGCGCUGCCACCGAUCUGCUUCUAGGCCACAUGGCGUUGCCCUUCCUCGCCGACCGCAGAUUUGUGAACCGAACCUUGCUUGUGGCAAUAACCUUCGCCCUUCUCUCGGCAACAUUGUUUGCGUUAACCGUUUCGCAAGGAUUGGUAUUCUUCCUCAGCUUCUUUGCAGCAAUGUCCAUACUUGUCUCGGCGACGGCGUCAUUCUCGCCGGUGUUGAUCACCGAUUAUCUCGGCCCUCGCCGGGUCCCCAUCACGUGGGGUGCCUCCGGCCUUCUGACAAGUCCUCUGCUCUUGGUGACACCAUCAAUAACUGGCUUUUUUAGGGACACCAUGGGUUCGUACGACAGCCUAGUGCGCCUUAUUGCGUGGUUGGCCGCCGUGUCUUCAAUAGGGAUUCUACUUCUAAGGAUAGCAGGGAGAAAGUCCUGCACCACUGCAAAUGUCCAAUAAAUCUGAAGUCG
Messenger RNA from Dermacentor silvarum, 1724 nucleotides. Its product is annotated as monocarboxylate transporter 9-like. The transcript has 4 exons. The record is from RefSeq and is a predicted model, not a curated record. Bases 94 to 1713 code for a protein of 539 amino acids. NCBI's taxonomy places the organism in Eukaryota, Metazoa, Arthropoda, Arachnida, Ixodida, Ixodidae. Gene Ontology annotation, molecular function: monocarboxylic acid transmembrane transporter activity. Gene Ontology annotation, biological process: transmembrane transport.